AUGCGCCGCCCUGGGGCUCGCGCUGCUGGUAUUGGCUUCAACGAGCCAUUGCACCGCAAUCCGUCGAGUCAUGACCUUGAAGAUGGGGGAAAUUCUCUGAAUUUAAUCAAGCUGGAGAUCGCGAUCAUGAAGAAGCUACAUCAUCCGAAUUUGGUCUCACUUUAUGAGGUGCUUGAUGAUCCGACUGAAGAUUCACUUUACAUGGUUAUGGAGAUGUGCAAGAAAGGAGUAGUGAUGAAAGUUGGUCUUGGUGAAGAAUCCGAUCCAUAUGACAGCGAAAGCUGCCGUUACUGGUUCCGCGAUUUGAUAUUGGGUAUUGAGUAUCUUCAUACUCAAGGCAUAGUCCACAGGGAUAUCAAACCGGAUAACUGUUUGUUGACUAGCGAUGAUGUGUUGAAGGUAGUUGAUUUUGGUGUGUCGGAGAUGUUCGAGAAAGAUUCGGAUAUGUUUACCGCCAAAUCAGCAGGAUCUCCUGCUUUUCUACCACCGGAACUGUGUGUUGUGAAGCAUGGCGAUGUGUCUGGCAGAGCUGCCGACAUUUGGUCGAUGGGUGUGACUCUUUAUUGCCUGAGGUAUGGCCGGAUACCAUUUGAGAUAUCAAGUAUAUUCGAAUUGUACGACGCAAUCAGAAACGAUGAAGUUACUUGUCCUGGGGAGACCGAUGAGGAUUUCAAGGACUUGAUCGGAAGAAUCUUAGAAAAAGAUCCAAAAAAGCGAAUAACAAUGGAAGAACUCAGAGACCAUCCCUGGGUGACGAAGGGUGGUACGGAUUGUCUUCUAUCUGCUGAAGAAAAUACGUCUACUUUGGUCGAGCCGCCAACGGAAGAGGAAAUGAAUACUGCUAUCACCAAGAACUUGUCUCAUGCAAUUACAGUGGUCAAAGCCGUCCAUAAAUUCAAGAGGCUUAUUGAGCCGGCAAGUCCACGCGUCAUGCAUAGCAUUUUGGGUGAUGAUGAAAAUUCACAUUUUGUUCUACCACCUCUCUCGAUAGGUGAAUCGGACUCUGAUAUGCAUCUGCAUAAUCGAAAGAAACAUAAACCCGAGACGCCGGUUUCUUCAGGGAAUUCGGACCCUAUCCAUCAACUGAAUUUAGGUGUGAUGGAUACGGAAGACGUCGCAAAGGGGAGUGAUAGUCCAGCGUCACAAACACUAGAUAAUCCAAAUCACCCCAGUCGAUUAGCGCAGAAACGCGCUCCAAACUCAUCGACGUCUGAUAUCAUUAUGCACCAGGGAUCGCGUACCAGCACACCGAGCAAGAGCAGCGUUUUUGAAGGAACGCGGGGGCAUGCGCGAGAUCCCUUGGAAGAGGAAAACCCAUAUUUAUUUAUUGGGCCAUCUAGAUUUUUGACUAAUGAUUCAUCUGGCAAUAUUCAGGAUAAAGCCUCCGUUGACAUCGAAGCGGUCGAUGUAUCCCCAGAUUUCGAUUCAAUGCCAAUCGUCAGCGAAUCUCCUAGUGCUGCCGACAUCGAUAUUUACGAGAUAGCAUAUCGAGAAGAAAUCGAACGAAUCAGUAGUGAAAGCCUUGGGCUUCAUGCCUCUGUGCCUACGGUGUACUUGAACCGCAGAGUUGACGGGAAGACAUCGAGUCUGACGGCGUUGUUGGAGAGAGCUAAGAUUGACGGGAGGCUAGAGACUCCUGAUAACCCACACGGGCCCCCAAAGAAGCACCUUAUGGCAGCGCCACCCUACAAGUUACGUGCUUCUACAGCUUUUGCUGCCGCUAUGUCCAAUCUGAAAGCGAAUCCGAUGCUAUCCCAGGAGCAGGACUCCGGGGAAGAGAUUACAAAUGCAAAGCUUCAAGAGCCUUUAGUUUCAAAAGCAGCAGUAGCGAAACCAGGUACGGCGGCUGCUACUCUCACGACGUCAAUGGCAACCUCACCAGAGAUCGUUACAGGGACAUCUUCAGAGGAAAAUCAAAGUGGGCUAAGAAGCCUACUCAGUCGUGUAAAGAACCAACCUUGA
Ophidiomyces ophidiicola is the source of this 1962-nucleotide messenger RNA. RefSeq lists its product as uncharacterized. Bases 1 to 1962 code for a protein of 653 amino acids. Gene Ontology annotation, biological process: intracellular signal transduction; protein phosphorylation. NCBI's taxonomy places the organism in Eukaryota, Fungi, Ascomycota, Eurotiomycetes, Onygenales, Onygenaceae. Gene Ontology annotation, molecular function: protein serine/threonine kinase activity; ATP binding. The transcript is spliced from 3 exons. The record is from RefSeq and is a predicted model, not a curated record. Gene Ontology annotation, cellular component: cytoplasm.